Molecule: messenger RNA, 984 nt
Organism: Exaiptasia diaphana
Lineage: Eukaryota; Metazoa; Cnidaria; Anthozoa; Actiniaria; Aiptasiidae
Exons: 2
Coding region: 130-984 (284 amino acids)
Source: RefSeq, a predicted model, not a curated record
AGAAAGAUCUCAAAAGAGGAACGAAGACUUCGUGAAGUCAUCGGAGAUUUACCCCCACCUCCACCGCCAGGAUCAAGUAAGCAUGAAGACGAUUGUUAUCUUGCAAUUAGAGCAUUUGAGAUUGAGCAGAUGACAUAUGACUUUGUUCUUUGUGACACAUGCAAGGAAAGGCGUCUUCAAGUGAUUGGUAGUAGAAAUGGUUGUUGUAGUAGAUGCAAAAGGGACAAACAAGUUCCAAAGKUGUGGUCUCAAGAAAAUAAUAUGGAUCCAGGACCAGUACCAGAUCAACUUGCAGAUUUAACAGAUGCAGAGCAGAUGCUGAUUGCACGAUUAGCACCUGCCAUUCAUGUGCGUAUUUUGAAGCAUGGUGGAAUUGCCUCAAGAGGACACUGCAUUGCUUUCCCACAGGCUGUUCAGGAACCAGCGACAAUUCUUCCACGCUUACCUGCAGAGGUGGACAUAAUUCGUGUCCGAAGACAAGGAAAGGAUGACACACACAAAGAUUUUAGAGUGCGAAGAUACCGAGUAGAAGCAGCACUUAGAUGGUUAAGGGCCCAUAAUAUUGCAUAUAGUAACAUUGUCAUUGAUGAAGUUAGAAUUGAAGAGUUACCUGAGGAUGGUGAAUUGCCACUUCUGCGUACAGUUGAAUUUAGCGAGACCCAUCAUGAAGAUGACCGAGGUCCUGCACCAGAUGUUGGAGUUGUAGAUGGUGAUGAAGAGACUGUGUCUGGAGUUCUCUUACCCGAACCAGGUGUGAAUGAUCAAGAGCAAAUUCAAACAGCAGUAAACCAGAUUAUAUCUGACCAUGAAGAUGACCAACGAGUGAACCAACCAGCUACCGUUCAAAGACCAGAUGUGGUGAUUAUAAUGCAAAUCGGCCAAGGACAUGUUCAUCUCUUCAUGACUGGGCAGAACACUUGUUGUGGUACRAAGAUGGAAGAUUUGCUAAGAAUAAAGUUUGGAAGUUUGUUGUGCACAACAUGA